This is a messenger RNA of Drosophila serrata, 3382 nucleotides long. RefSeq lists its product as uncharacterized. The record is from RefSeq and is a predicted model, not a curated record. Lineage: Eukaryota; Metazoa; Arthropoda; Insecta; Diptera; Drosophilidae.
UGUAUUCCGGAAAGUUCUAAGUUUUCGGGAGCAAAAAAAAAGAAAAUGGCUUCGAUGCAGGUGUGCAUUCGUGUGCGCCCCGUCGAGGCCGGCCUUUCACCCGCGUGGGUGGUUAAAGGCCGCUCCAUCCAACUGGUGGACAGCACUGGGGAUCGCAACACAUUUGACUCUGUGUUCGAUGAGGGAGCCGGUAACCUCGAAGUUUUCAACCGCAUGUGCAAGCAUAUACUGCGCGCAUGCGUGCACGGCAUCAAUGGCACGAUUUUCACAUACGGCCAGAAAUUGUCGGGGAAAACUUAUACGAUGAUGGGUGAUGCGAAGAACUGUGGAAUUAUGGAAAUGGCUGUUAGAGAGCUUUUCCAGCAAAUCUCUUUAACAGCCGAUUACGACAUUGUGGUGCAUGCAAGUUAUUUCGAAAUAUUCAAUGAGAAGGUAAAUGAUUUGUUUAACGAGAAAAAUCAAGAUCUCGAGAUAAUUGAGGGUCACAAUGGUAUGGUUUGGGUCAAUUGUGAGGAUUUCAUAAUAUCCAACGAGAACGAGCUUAUGGAACUUGUCUGCCAGGGUAAUAUGUUGCGUAACGGCAAUUCACAUGCCAUUCUUCGUGUCAUCACCGAGUGGAAGUGUGACCUUAGCAACACUUACCUUCAGAGUGUUCUCGAUUUUGUGGACUUGUCUGGAACUGAGCGUUUAAGUGGGGAUUCCCCGAUUGCAUCCCGAGCCACUGGUGGGGUAUAUAUCGACAAAAGCUUGAUGUGUUUGAGCAAUGUCAUUAAGAAGUUGUCAUUCAAUUAUCCCGAAACGAAUAUCAAUUUCGGGGAAUGUAAGCUAACGCGAUUUCUGCAGGCAUCGCUAUGCGGCAACGCCUACAUCUCGAUUAUUGGAACUAUUAAAGCAUCGAGCAUUGUGGAAUCACAAUCGACAAUGAAGAUUGUGAUGCUGGCCAAGAUGAUCCGGGUACAUCCGCAGGUAAACACUAUCGAUCCCUUGAUGAUACAGCGUCACGAUACCGAGAUUUAUGACGAUGAGCUUGGGGAUGUCACAUGUCAGCCGUUUCAAAUAAUGCGCCGCUGCGGCUCCUGUCCGGUCACGAUGUCCGGGACCGAUGCUGAGCCCGAGAUUUCCAAGGCCAUCAUUCCAGAAUUCAGUCGUCUGCCUCGUCCAUCUAAGAUGCCGGAGUUGCAGGAAUUUUAUAUGGAUAUCGCCCCUCAAAGGGAUCUACCAACUCGUGUAUCUCAGGUGACCUCGCAACAGCCAAGUCAAUCUUUCGAGGAGAAAGCCGUGAAUACCUCAAAGCCGGGCUCUCAAAAGGAUAUCUUUGAAGAGUUUGACAAGUUAACAAAAUUUAUUCAUGACCUGGAUUUACAUGUGCGAACUGGCUUUAGUUCCCUAUACGAAGAUUAUCCGAAACAGAUGCAGACAAUUCCACCAACUGAGUACGUAGAACAAAUCGAAAAAGAAUUAGAAUCGAAAGUGAAGAUGCAUAGUGAUGAGAUUAUUGCCCUGGAACUAAAGUAUACGGGAAUCAUUGAGGCGAUGAAGAAUGAGAAGCCUAAAAAAUUCCAAGCACAUAAGCUGGAAUUGGAGGAUACCAGGAAAAAACUAUUGCGUUCCGCAACUGAACUCUCAACGGUCACGUCUUGUUUUAAGGAUGAGCUUUUACGCUUUAAGGAUGCCUUUACUUUGUUAAAUCAACGUAGAGUGGACGAAGAGAUCGCGAAACACCAAAACGCCUUCAGAGAGAAUCUUCUUCAGGCAGAGGAGAACAUGAACCGGAUGCAAAUUGCUCACUCGGAGGAAAUGGAACAAAUGCGGGCAGAGUUACAGGAACAAAUACAAAAAGCCGAAGAUGAUCUUGAAAUGAUGAAGGAGCAGAACGAAAGUCUCCAGCGAGAAUAUGAUCUGAUGCGUACAUAUUUAAAUACUUUGGUUGAGCAAAAGUCAAGUCUCGAAAUCAUAGUACAGGAGCUGCAAGAAACUGCUAAGAAGUCUGAUAGCCAUGAAGAGCUAAAGUUAUCCUUUUCGGAGGUAAAUAAAGAGUUUAUCACUGUGCAGGAAAGGGUGAUCACCCUGGAGUCUCAACUGAAGGAUUCGCAAGAGGAAACAUCGAAUCGCGACGAGGAAAUACAAAAACUUCGUUCGGAUUUGAAGCAUGUCCUGGAUGCAAAUGAUACUGCAAAUGGGGAACUUUCAAAUGUGACAGCGAAGCUAGAGGCUGCGGAGGAUAAGAUGUGUGAAAAGGAAAUACAGCACGAAGAGAAAAUUGCCGAUUUCAAUGAAUUUAUAAACACGUUAAAAGAUAAAAUUAGGGCACAAAAAACGUCGAAUAAUUCGCUUAAGCUGAAGUUAAAGAACCAGGCGGAAGCUGAGCAUGUGGCCACCACCAAUCUGCAAAUUCAACUAUCUGAACAGCAGGAGAACAUAAUUCAAUUGGAGCAGCAGCUAAUGGAUCAAGAAUUGGAAAACAAUCAGAAAUUGAUGAAGAUGAGCCAGGAUGCGGCAUCUGAUCGCAAAGAAAUCGAUGAUCUAAUCAAUGAGUGCAACCAACUGGAUGCUAAAACUGUGGGAAUUGAAAGGGAGAAGAAUCUCCUAAACUUGAAUAUAUCCUCUUUGACGAAGGAGACAGAGUCGCAGGCUGAAGAGAUCAAAUCCUUGUAUCAGGAUAAUAAACGUAAGGCUGAACUCAUAGCGCAGCUUAAGGGCAACGAGAAGGAUUUUGCAUCUAUGCAAGAUGCCUUAACUAAUCAGAAAAUGGUUGCUGAAACAGCGUACAAUGAAUGCCAGAAACUCAAGGAGCAGAACGAAAAGCUGGAAAAAUCUAUGAAAUCGAAGGUGGCGGAUAUGCUAUCGGAGAAGGAACGCAUGGCCAGGACAAUUUACAGUCUUCUCGAGGACAAGCGUAACCUCGAGGAAAAACAAUGUAAUCUGGAGGAGAAGGCUCAAAAGAUGAUACAAGAAAUAAGUGCUCUAAAAUCAUCAUCGCCAAAUUCUGCACAUCCACUUAGCCCUAUCAACUUGAGUUUUCUAUCCGUUGAUGAUGAGGCCGAACCUAUAAAAAAAUCGAGCAAAUUGAAGAUCGAAGUGCGCAAGCAACAGAGGAAGGCGGCUUAUGAUAAACAUCGUAUGGGACUUGGCGACUAUGAUGGAUCCACAGAUGAAGACCAAAAUGAUGGAUCUCAUGGGGAAGCUCGGGAUGAGCGCGGAGCUUAAACGCAUAUCCAAUUUACCACCGGUUGAUCUCCAGAAAUUCAAAAACGGCAUCCUUUUGGGCGAGGCACACCCUCAACUAAGACGAAGUCACUGGAAAAAGAAACAGAAGAAGUCACACUUUCAUGUAUAUGAAAUAUCAUGAUACUUAUUUAUGUUUAUUAAGAAUGUUGCACAA